CGUCUCUUUUGCUCCCUCAUUACAUUUCAACUCUUCCAUUGUCUAAGCUUCCCCUCAUUUCUUUUCCGAAUUCCAGUCAUCACUUUUGCAAAAUCCUGUCAUUUCCUUUCCCACUUUCAAUUACUCCCCGCUUAAUAAAUCCCAAUGCAGUUUGUAUAUGGAGUGCUGCUAUGACUGAAAUGUGAUCAAUUUGGGAAUUUCUAACCUCGAAGUACCCGUAUUUGGAAUUGUAGUAUUCUCCUCGAAUCAUUCGAAUGCAGGGAGAAGGGCAAGAUUCUGUAUGUAUUUGUGCAUGACUAGUAACUGGAGCUGUAGUUGCUUGUGAUUUGGAAUAGUGAUAACUGGGCCGGGAGUGGAAUAUGAGCAAUACUUUUGGGAGUAACUUGUUGCAGGCGAGAUUCCAUUCUUCUGGGGUGUCUGUAUAUCAUAGAAGAAUCAGCUCCCCUCCUUAUCUUGGGGGUAGUUCCUUGUUUGAGUCUCAAGUGAAUUCAUUGUUAAGGAAAUCUCCUUUAUUAAAUGAAUUGUGUGUUGAAAGAUUUCCUCUUCAGAAAGGAAAGUUUCCAAUGGCACAUCAGCCUUCAGUGUCUUGUUCACUUAAGGCCAUGUUUGCAGCCGACCCUUCUUCGGAGAAUUCUCAAAAAUUCAAACUUGAAAGAAAUAUGGAACUCCAGGUUGAUAUUAAGGCCCCCAUGUCAGGUCAUGUGCUGAUUGAUUAUAAAGUUCCCAGAAGCGCUAGUGGCUUAUUUCUUCAUUGGGGUGCGAUCAAACCUGGGAAUGACAAGUGGAUUCUUCCUGGCUGUCGUCCAAAUGGGAGCACAGUAUAUAAGAACAAGGCACUUCGAUCUCCUUUUAUGCAACAGGCUGGCCCCGACUCUGUUGUAACGUUAGAUAUAGAUGAUCCUGCAAUACAAGCCAUAGAGUUUGUUAUAUAUCACAAACCUCAUAAUAAAUGGAUAAAGAACAGGGGCAAGAAUUUCCACAUUAAGUUGCCUCAGAGAAAACCACAGUCAAAUCUUUCUGUUCCUGAGGAUCUUGUGAAGAUACAGGCAUACUUGAGGUGGGAGAGGAAAGGAAAACAAACAUAUAAACCUCAGCAAGAAAAAGAUGAAUACGAAGCGGCAAGAACUGAACUUUUAGAGGAAAUAUCAAGAGGUACUUCCAUAGUGGACAUUCGAGCGCGAUUAACAAAGAAGACUGAUACACAUAAACUCAAAGAGCAAGCUCUUGGCCAAGGAAAGGGCGGUAUACCAACAGAGCUUGUGCAAACCCAAGCAUUUAUACGUCAGGAGAAAGCAGGAAAACCAAUCUACUCUUCAGUAGAACAACUUAAACAAUUUGAAGAAGCAAGAAAAGGAUUGCAACUUGAACAUGAGAAAAGAAUUUCACUUGACGAGUUGCGGAAGAAGAAUUUUGAAGGAGAAAUACAAGCUAAUUCUCUCAAGCAAGUAGAACAAGAAAAUUACUUCAACAUGGAAAAGAUUCAGAGAAAGAAAAGAGACUUGAGUCAACUUAUCAAUAAGAAAGCUUCGGGGGGUACAACGGAAGUAUUAUCCGCAAUUGAUCUGUUUGCCAAGUCUAAAGAAGGACAGACUGAUGGCCCUAUAGUAACAAAGAAAAUAUAUAACAUUUCUAACAACAAACUUUUGGUACUUGUAGCAAAAGACUUAGGUAAGACAAAAGUUUAUUUGGCUACGGACCUCAAUGAGCCUGUUAUUCUUCAUUGGGCUCUAUCAAGGAAACCUGGAGAGUGGUUGCCGCCGCCUCCAAAUAUGUUGCCUUAUGGAUCGAUUUCCUCACAGAGUUAUGCUGAAACCCCGUUCUCAAGCAGUUCUUCUGAUAGUUUAUUGCAUAAGGUCCAAUCCUUAGAAAUUCUUGUGGAAGGUGGAGAAUUUACGGGCAUGCCAUUUGUUCUUUUAUCUGGUAGGACAUGGAUAAAAGACACGGGGUCGGACUUUUAUGUUGACUUUAUUACUCAACCUGUGGAGGAUGGUAGGGGGGUUGCAAAGGCUUUGUUGGAUAAAAUAGCAAAUAAAGAGCGUGAAGCUCAGAAAUCCUUCAUGCACAGGUUUAAUAUUGCAGCUGACUUGACAACAGAUGCCUUAAAUGCUGGCGAGUUAGGUUUUGCUGCAAUUCUUGUGUGGAUGCGGUUUAUGGCUACAAGACAGCUUAUAUGGAACAAAAACUACAAUGUAAAGCCACGUGAAAUUAGCAGAUCUCAGGACAGGCUGACAGAUAUGCUACUGAAUGUUUAUAUAAAUUUUCCACAGUACCGUGAAUUAUUGCGUAUGAUUAUGUCAGCUGUGGGGCGUGGAGGAGAAGGAGAUGUAGGUCAGCGCAUAAGGGAUGAAAUACUGGUUAUUCAGCGGAAGAAUGAUUGCAAGGGUGGAAUGAUGGAGGAAUGGCACCAGAAACUUCACAAUAACACUAGCCCUGACGAUGUUGUGAUAUGUCAGGCAUUAAUUGACUAUAUCAGCAGUGAUUUUGAUAUUAGUGUUUAUUGGAAAACCCUGAAUUCCAAUGGAAUUACAAAAGAGCGCCUGCUAAGUUAUGAUCGCGCUAUCCAUUCAGAACCAAAAUUUAGAAGAGAUCAAAAGGAAGGUCUCUUACGUGAUCUGGGAAGCUAUAUGAGAACAUUGAAGGCAGUCCAUUCGGGUGCUGAUCUUGAAUCUGCCAUUGGAAAUUGCAUAGGAUACAAAGCUGAGGGUGAAGGCUUCAUGGUUGGUGUGCAGAUAAAACCAGUAUCGGGCUUGCCAUCGAGACUUCCAGAAUUGCUUAAGUUCAUCUUAAAUCAUGUGGAAGAUAAAAAGGUGGAAGCUCUUCUUGAGGGUUUGCUAGAGGCUCGUGAAGAGCUCAGGCCACUACUUUCCCAACCAAACAACCGCCUAAAGGAUCUCCUGUUUCUUGAUAUUGCUCUUGAUUCUACUGUGAGGACAGCUGUAGAAAGGGGCUAUGAAGAGCUUAGUACUUCAAAUGCGGAGAAAAUUAUUUAUUUCAUCACCCUUGUAAUUGAGAAUCUUGCACUCUCUAUGGAUGAUAAUGAAGAUCUUGUCUAUUGCCUAAAGGGAUGGAACCAUGGUCUGAGCAUGAUGAGAAGGGGAAACCAUUCUUGGGCUUUAUUUGCAAAAUCAGUCCUUGACAGGACCCGACUUGCUCUUUCCAGCAAAGCACAGUGGUACCAUCAUCUACUGCAACCAUCUGCAGAAUACCUGGGAACAAAACUUGGGGUGAAUCCGUUGGCAGUGAAUAUAUUCACUGAAGAGAUCAUUCGUGCUGGAUCAGCUGCUUCCUUAUCCUCACUUAUUAAUCGACUUGAUCCUGUUCUUCGACAAACUGCUAAUCUAGGAAGCUGGCAAGUCAUCAGCCCAGUUGAGGCUGUAGGCUACAUUGUUUUCGUAGAUGACUUGCUCUCUGUUCAACACAAAUCCUAUAAAGAACCAACAAUUUUGGUAGCAAAAACUGUAAAGGGAGAAGAGGAAAUUCCUGAUGGUGCCACUGCUGUAUUAACACCAGACAUGCCAGAUGUUCUCUCUCAUGUUUCUGUUAGAGCAAGAAAUGGAAAGGUUUGCUUUGCUACAUGCUUUGAUCCUCAUGUUCUGGCUGACCUUCGAGCAAAAGAAGGAAGGAUUUUGAGCAUAAGGCCUAGAUCUGGUGAUAUAAUAUACAGUGAAGUGGAAGAGGUUGAACUCGUGAGAACAAUUCAUAUCGAGGGCGAUGACCAUUCUCAUGCCUUGAGAUUGGUAAAAAAACACUUUGCGGGUAGAUAUGCAAUAGCAUCUCAAGAGUUCACCAGUGAAUUGGUUGGAGCUAAAUCACGUAACAUUGCAAAUUUGAAGAUAAGGGUGCCAUCUUGGAUUGGAAUUCCUACUUCAGUGGCCCUUCCUUUUGGAGCUUUUGAACAAGUUCUUUCAGACAUUGUUAAUAAGGAUGUGGCAACAAAAUUGCUAGUUCUCAAGAAACGAUUAUCUGCAGGAGAGUUCAGUGUCCUUGGUGAAAUCAGAAAAGCAGUUUUAGAACUUUCUGCCCCCUCCCAACUGGUCAAUGAACUCAAAGACAAAAUGCAAAGUUCUGGUAUGCCUUGGCCUGGUGAUGAAAGUCCUAAGCGGUGGGAACAAGCUUGGGUGGCAAUAAAAAAGGUCUGGGCUUCAAAAUGGAAUGAGAGAGCAUAUAUUAGCACAAGAAAAGUGAAACUAGACCAUGAUUGUCUUUGCAUGGCAGUACUUGUUCAGCAAAUAAUAAAUGCUGAUUAUGCAUUUGUUAUCCAUACAACUAACCCAUCCUCUGGUGAUGCUUCCGAGAUAUAUGCUGAGGUUGUCAAAGGCCUAGGUGAAACGCUGGUUGGGGCUUAUCCAGGCCGUGCCAUGAGUUUCUCCUGCAAAAAGAAUGAUCUCAACUCUCCUCAGGUGCUAGGAUACCCAAGCAAACCCACAGGACUUUUCAUAAGGCCGUCUAUAAUCUUUCGCUCUGACUCGAAUGGCGAAGAUUUAGAAGGUUAUGCUGGGGCAGGGCUUUAUGACAGUGUGCCAGUUGAUGAAGCAGAGAAAGUCAUACUUGAUUACUCAUGUGAUCCAUUAAUAACGGACCCCGACUUCCGCCAAUCAGUACUCUCAAAAAUUGCAAGUGCUGGAAAUGUGAUAGAGGAGCUCUAUGGACAUUCUCAGGACAUUGAAGGUGUUGUGAAGGAUGGGAAUGUGUUUGUUGUUCAGACAAGACCUCAGAUGUGAUCUCCACUUGCCAGUGUGCUGAAACAUAUGGGAUUGCAGUAUGCAGGCAUUAUUUAAGGUUGUUAAUGUGGGCUGCAUGCAUGCUAGAAGAAAAUAAAGGUAAUGCACUAAUAUUGUUUGUGAAGAAACAAACAAACAAAUUCUUAUACAACUAAUACUAAAACUGCAAGUCAUAUAAAUUUGAAAGAGUUGGUUGUGUUGCUAUAUUUGUCAAACAAUUGAUUGUUUUGGUUGAAAUGGUUGAGAGUGGGGCAGAAUAGUACGGAGCAGAAUACUUUAAUUUCAGUGUAUUGUCUUGAAUAAAUUAAAUGAAAUGAUGGCAUUGUCUGGCAAUACCAUGGUACGGUGGGUUUUGUAGAGACAUCAUUUGUGUGUGAUGUACUUCUACAAGUAUGGGAAUAAAUUCUGG
Cuscuta epithymum is the source of this 5130-nucleotide messenger RNA. Lineage: Eukaryota; Viridiplantae; Streptophyta; Magnoliopsida; Solanales; Convolvulaceae. The record is from the annotation of a GenBank genome assembly.